This is a messenger RNA of Liolophura sinensis, 1676 nucleotides long. RefSeq names its product O-phosphoseryl-tRNA(Sec) selenium transferase-like. Gene Ontology annotation, molecular function: tRNA binding; O-phosphoseryl-tRNA(Sec) selenium transferase activity. Gene Ontology annotation, biological process: conversion of seryl-tRNAsec to selenocys-tRNAsec; selenocysteine incorporation. Lineage: Eukaryota; Metazoa; Mollusca; Polyplacophora; Chitonida; Chitonidae. The record is from RefSeq and is a predicted model, not a curated record.
UUCGUGUCGUGUGUCCACACUUGCUGGAUGAUCAUUUGACAGUCAACGCAUGUUCAUACAUGGUACCAAGUGGAUAUGCUUGUAUAUUGUUGAUUGAACAUUUAAAUGUCUGAUAUUCACGUGCUUGAGGCAGUUGUGAUAACAUUGAGUUUCAGAGACACUCUGACAUACACAAUGAAUUCUGAGAUCCAGGAACUGUGUGAGCGACUCAUCCCUGCAGGGUAUAUACAACAAGGAGCACAAGCCAGGCGCAUUCAUGAAAACAAGAUCAGACAUUUCUUACAACAGAGAAAGUUGCCAGAAGAAGGCUGGGAAGAUGCUACAAUAGAGCUAUUGUUACAAGAAUUUUCACUGAUGGAUAGUAACAACUUCCCAGGAAACUGUGGCGUGGGGGAAAGAGAAGCUCGCAUAGCAUCAGGCCUGGUGGCCAGGAGACACUUCAGGUUAGGUCAUGGUAUUGGACGGUCGGGUGACAUUGCUGCCAUCCAACCAAAAGCUGCGGGAUCAAGUCUCCUGAUGAAAUUGACCAAUAGCAUGGCCUUGGAUGUGCUUAAGCUGUCAGGUGUGCAGUUAGUAGCAGGCUGCUUUGUUGUUCCCAUGGCAACCGGAAUGAGUCUGGCACUGUGUAUGUCCACUUUCCGUCAGAAGAGAAGAAAGGCACGUUAUGUUCUUUGGCCGAGGAUUGACCAAAAGUCCUGCCUAAAGUCUGUCCUAGCCGCAGGGUUUGAGCUGGUUGUUGUGGAGAACAGACUUGAAGGAGAUGAACUGAGAACUGAUUUGGUCAGACUAGAAGAGAAGAUGAAGGAGUUAGGAGUUGAGAACAUUCUAUGUGUCUUGUCCACCACAAGCUGCUUUUCUCCUCGUGUCCCGGACAGCCUAGAGGAGAUUGGCAGUCUAUGCCAGAAGUACAGCAUUCCUCAUCUCGUCAAUAAUGCAUACGGAGUUCAGGCCUCAAAGUGUACACAUCUGCUGCAACAGGCAGCACGUGUGGGCAGAGUUGAUGCAUUUGUUCAGAGCACAGACAAAAACUUUAUGGUUCCUGUAGGAGGCUCAGUUAUAGCAGGCUUUGACAAGACUUUUGUUGAAGAAAUCGGGAAAAUGUACCCAGGUAGAGCGUCGGCUUCCCCGUCCAUUGACCUGUUUAUCACUCUCCUUUCCCUUGGGGCUCAGGGCUACAGGAAGUUGUUACAUAAGAGAAAGGAUAUGUAUAUCUACCUUCAUCAGAAAAUGACAGUGUGUGCAGAGAGAUAUGGGGAACGAAUCCUCCAGACAAAACACAACCCUAUCUCUAUAGCAAUGUCUCUAAGUAAACUGUCUUCACAAGAUGCCAGACUGAUCACAGAAGUGGGCUCCAUGCUAUUCACUCGUUUUGUUUCAGGCACAAGAGUUAUUGCCUCUGGAGGAACAGAAUCAGUGAUUGGUGGCCGCACAUUUCGUAAUUUUGGAGCUCAUUACGACAAUUACCCAUGUCCAUAUUUAACAGCUGCGGCAGCUGUUGGCAUGACAACAGAGGAUGUGGACAAUUUUAUCAGUAGACUGGAUAAAACUCUGAGCAAGUACUACAGGUCAGCACCCAUUGAAAGACCCAGUUGUGAUGUGAAAGAUAUACCAACUAACAAAGGUGAAGCUGACAUAGUCUGAAGAGAAGGAUUGAGACUUCACCUCAAACUGCCAUC